GACAAAAAGAACACACGCACGAGCGACGAGCGGGAGGGAGUGAGAGAGAAGACGCUGAAAUCUGCGGGGCUGUUCCGGCAAGAUAAAUGAUGCUGCAAAGAAUCUAGGGUUGUCGCGGCUCGCACUCCGCUGAAAAUGGUUUUGGUCGCCUUUGUUCCCUGGAAAUGUGUCGAUAUGGAGCUGAAGACGUACCAAGAAGAGGACCUUGAUUUUGUGUAGUAGCUGGUUGCUGUAGCUGCCAGUAUUUUGGCAGUGUUGGAAGCCAGUGGGGAAACUUACAUUUGUUUUUGGUCAAGGGUUUGCGUUGGAGCUGGGUCGGCACUUGCAGUGGAUUUAUAUUUGGGAAGAUUAUUAAACGGAAUGAUUAAAUGGCACUGAAGGUUGCACCGCAGAAGGCUGCUGAAUUUGCAAUUUCAUCUAUUGGGCUUGGGUACGAUAUUGCAGAUGAUAUUCGGUUGAAAUACUGCAAGAGGGAGUCACCUGUUCCUUGUUUGAUCGACCUUGAUUGGGAUGAGACUCAGGAUAUUGUCCUCCCUGGUGGGAUAACUGUACCCAAUGUUCCCAAGGCCAUCAAGUGCGAUAAAGGUGAAAGGAUGCGAUUCAGAUCCGAUGUUCUCUCUUUUCAACAGAUGUCGGAGCAAUUUAAUCAGGAGCUUUCUCUCUCUGGUAAAAUUCCUUCUGGCUUGUUCAAUCAUAUGUUCGAAUUUUCAAAUAGUUGGCAGAAGGAUGCUGCAAAUACCAAAGCUCUGGCAUUUGAUGGAUGGUUUAUAUCCCUUUACACGGUUGCUCUUGCAAAAUCUCACAUUGAACUAAGAGAUCAUGUCAAAGAGUCUGUUCCAUCAUCAUGGGAUCCAGCUGCCUUAGCAAGGUUCAUGUUCAUUGAAAAGUUUGGCACACAUAUUAUUGUUGGUGUGAAGAUGGGAGGUAAAGAUGUCAUAUACAUAAGACAACAGCAUUAUUCAAACCUAGAACCUGUUGAAGUCCAGAGAAGAUUGAAGGAAAUGGCUGACAAAAGGUUUCUGGAUGAGAACUUGCAAUUUUGCAUGUCAGAAGAUGGAUUGGUGAAGGACAAGUUUGAAGCUAAAGAACAACGACUAAGAUUUGCAAGCUCAAGUCCAUCAUGUUCUUAUGCAACAAAGGAGGACAUCAUGAGAAUUUUUAAAAGGAGAGGGGGGAAUGAUAGCAAGGACUUACCUCAUCAUGAAUGGUUGAACACUGUUCAAUAUGAACCAGAUGUUAUAUCAAUGUCAUUUAUUCCAAUCACUUCUCUCUUGAAUGGAGUUCCUGGCAGUGGUUUCUUGAGCCAUGCCAUCAAUCUAUACUUGCGCUAUAAACCACCAAUAGAAGAACUUCAUCAGUUUCUGGAGUUUCAAUUGCCAAGACAGUGGGCACCUGUAUUCAGUGAUCUUCCCCUGGGUCCUCAACGGAAGCAACCAAGUAGUGCAUCAUUGCAGUUUAAAUUCAUGGGUCCGAAGCUUUAUGUCAAUACUAGUGUGGUUGAUGUUGGAAAGCGGCCAAUCACAGGCCUCCGACUCUUCCUUGAAGGAAAAAGAUGCAACAGAUUAGCCAUUCACCUCCAGCACCUCUCCUCUCUUCCCCGUAUCUUCCAUCUCCAAGACAACCCUAGCAGCACCUACUCUCAUGAAACAAACGAACGGAAAUUCUACGAACCUCUUCAACAGCGCCAUUUUUCCCAUGUCUGUACCGCGCCUAUCGAAGCAGACGACGAUAACUCAAUCGUCACAGGAGCUCAAUUACACGUUGGCAACUAUGGCCUCAAAAAGGUACUCUUUCUUCGCCUUCAAUUUUCGUCGGUAUCAAAUGUUUCCCUUCUCAGAACUCCGGAAUGGGAAGGAUCGCCCGGUUUGACUCACAAGUCUGGACUUAUAUCCACCCUGAUAAGCACCCACUUCACAACCGCAUUUCAGAAGCCGUCCCCUCGUCCCGCCGAAGUAAACAUAAACUCUGCGGUUUACCCCGGCGGACCUCCAGUUCCGGUUCAGGCUCCGAAAUUGCUUAGAUAUAUUGACACGACGGAGAUGGUGAGAGGACCCCAAGAUUCGCCAGGUUAUUGGGUGGUUUCGGGAGCUAAGUUGAAUGUGGAGAGAGGUAAAAUCUCUCUGCGUGUUAAGUACUCACUCUUGACAGCAUUGUUGCCGGAUGAUGAUGAAGUAUUGUAGGUAUAGUAAUGAAAAUGAGGAUUGAUUAUUGCAAUUUAUUUGGGUAAAAGGAUGGAAUGGAGGAAAGUGAUGGAUUGAAUGGAAGGUUGGAUGUAUAUAUUAUAUUUUUUGCUUUUGAUUUGUAACUUUAAUAGAUGUUACAGUGCUAGUGAUGUCAUAGUUAUCUUUUCUUAAUGUUUUGGAAAUA
Messenger RNA from Phalaenopsis equestris, 2367 nucleotides. RefSeq names its product MACPF domain-containing protein At4g24290. Gene Ontology annotation, cellular component: plasma membrane. NCBI's taxonomy places the organism in Eukaryota, Viridiplantae, Streptophyta, Magnoliopsida, Asparagales, Orchidaceae. Gene Ontology annotation, biological process: plant-type hypersensitive response; regulation of salicylic acid mediated signaling pathway. The record is from RefSeq and is a predicted model, not a curated record. The transcript has 8 exons. Bases 369 to 2180 code for a protein of 603 amino acids.